Entelurus aequoreus (snake pipefish) is the source of this 3025-nucleotide messenger RNA. Its product is annotated as RPA-related protein RADX. Bases 91 to 2433 code for a protein of 780 amino acids. Lineage: Eukaryota; Metazoa; Chordata; Actinopteri; Syngnathiformes; Syngnathidae. Gene Ontology annotation, biological process: regulation of DNA repair. The transcript is spliced from 19 exons. The record is from RefSeq and is a predicted model, not a curated record. Gene Ontology annotation, molecular function: single-stranded DNA binding. Gene Ontology annotation, cellular component: replication fork.
AUUCUCUCAGUUGGCUUCGCACGGUCAUUUCAUGUUAAUACUUUUGAUCCUUAAUUGUUUUCCAUCUGGCAACCUAUCUUCUUUUCCAACAUGGCCGCUUCGGACUGCAUCCUGCGCCGAAUCCUACACUUGCCCAGACGCCGUCCAGAUUCUAGGUCAGAAGUCGUCUGCAGGGAGACGCUGCAUGUGUUGGACGUGUCCCGCUACACACGAGACCUGGGGGCGUCGGUCUACUUCCCCAAUGCUGCCCUGACAGGAGAUGACUUGUAUGACGUCACACUGAGCGACAUGGACUGCCGCCUGCGCGUCACUCUGGAUCCCACGCUGAACCGUCUGGUGGAGAAGAACCGGCUGCGGCGUGGCGCGGCGCUACAAAGCGUCACAUUGGCUCCCGGCGUUAUAUCCCCCAGCUUCAUCAUGGCGCGUGUGGACAUCAAAGAUGAGGAGGCGGAGGUCGGGGUGUCUGACUGCGACUCGCUGCCCUGGACCGCAUCCCCCGAUGUGUCAGGUCCACUGAGGGCCAACCGGCUGGUGUUUCUUCCUCUGUGGAACAAUGUAGACUUCAGCGGCGCCACCUGGCAGCAGACUCCGCCCCCUAUGGAAGAUGAGGAAGAAGAGGAGGACGAAGCUAGUCGUCCUAGCGUGACCGUUAAAGACUUGCGUGACGGAUACUUGUCCAAGCAUAAGGGCGUGCUGCACGGCGCCAUUCGGCGUCGGUUGAUCGUGCGCAUCCUGGCCAAGUCACAGCUGCUGUACUACGGCAGACAUGACAGCAACUGCAGGUGUCCUUACAGGGCGCUCUUGGAGGUGUGUGACCACACAGGAAGUGUGUGUGUGGUGUUGUGGAACAGCGUGUGCGUCACAUGGUACCGCCCUCUCAAGCCCGGCGACAUCAUCAGCCUUAGCCACUUCCGGGUCAAGCAGCUCUACCAGUCCGAUAACGACGAUAUCGAGAUCAGCGUGAACAGCCGAAAUCCCACCGCUUGUAUUUCUCUGCUCCCGGAGUCCUCAGUGGCAGUUGACCGCUUGCCGCCACAACCCGCCUACAGCUUCUACAGCAGUAAGGAGCUGCCGGACCGCCCUAACCACAGUCUGUGUGACGUCAUCGGCCUGGUCACAUUCACGGGACGUGCCGAGAGAAUCAGGAGAAAAGACGUCCUGGACGCCGUAGGAGGAAUGGAGCUUUUAGAGUAUCGCUGGCUGCGACUGGAGGACGGAACCAGUUCCCGUCCCAUUUGGGUCAAGCUCUUCUCCACCUCACAGCCAGAAACUCACUGCAGGCUCCGUCCACUGAUGGUGGUGGUGUGCACUCGCCUGAUGGUCGUCCAGAAAGCCGUCGGCGUCUUCUACCUGACCAACACGAUGCAAACGCAACUCUACUGCACAGGUCAGGGCCACCACUCAGAGAUGAGCUAUCGCAAACUCAUGGCGGUCCGGGCAUUCCUCAAGUGGUUGAAACGUCACGAUGAAGCAAGCGUUCAGCGCUCGGCUCUCAUUGGAGGAUUCUUCACAUAUCCAACCCCUCCCGUCUCCUUGGAAACGUACAUGAAAGACAGCACAGGUGAGCCAGGCUUCCUUAAGGGGGCGGAGCUUUUGAGGGAGAUGACUGGAUUGUGUUACAGGGAGCGACGCACCUUUUGUGUCCAAGCGACUGUUACCAUGGUGACAUACUGCCGGCGAGGAGAGGAGAAGGACUGCCUCUUCUGGACAUCUUCAACCCUGCACGCCUCAACCUCGUCACUCUCCUCCCCCCUCGCUGCUAGUCAGCGGACGCCCCGCCCGCUGCUGUCCCCCAGCGCCAGUAGGCCGUGGAAGAGGAAGCUCCCGCUGCACUCGGAAUCUCCACAAAAGGGACCACCUCAAGCUACUUUACAAGGGGAGCACAGCAACAAAACAGUUGUCCUCUUUGAAGCUUCCAUGGAGUUCCUCCAAGACUCCAACGAAGAAGAAGAAGAUGACGACGAGGACGACGACACUUCCUCUUUUGCCACCUGCCCCUCCCACCCAGAUUUCCCACACAUCGCCGUUGAGUCGCUGGCGAUGCGCUACGACCCCGCCCAUGGGGAGCAGCAGGCGGUUGCCGUGGCAAUGGGAGGACGAUUGAAGUCCCUCGGUGCCACCUUUGACUCAGAGGAUUACUACACCUUCACACUUAGAGUUUUGUCAGACGGCGCGGUCGUUUCCGCCAUCUUCCUCCCUCAGUCGCAGUUUUCCUCCCUCUUGCCGGCCUCCCUCCCCCAUGCCAAUACCUGGAUCUCCAUCUUGUCCCACGGAGCCUUCUCCUCACACACACACCCACCCUCACCAGUUGACCUCGUCGCCACGGCACCGCUGCUGGCGAAUCAGAGGCUAGUGUGCUUGCUGGAGACGUGUCAUCUGGGCGGAGACUCCAGCGAGGUCGUCUUGAGUCGAGCGUUCCUGCUGAGGGGAUGACGUGAGAACUCCUCGUCGUUUUUGCACUUUAGGAUGUGUGUUGUUGAGGUGUUAAAAAACUGCACUUUUUUCAGAAGAACACGUAUAAAAAAAUUUAAAAAAAAUUCUACCUUGUAAAUAAACGCUAGCAAAGUCAUCUAACAAUUUAACUAAUGGGAAUCUUUUGCGCCCAUAAAACCCACUAAAAAACAUCCAAAAAGCACCAACAAUACUCCAUUUACAUUUCGUGACCUGAACAUUAACCAAGCAUUAGUGAUAUUAUAAACGCUUACGUUAAGGAACUACUUUUAGCAGCACAUUGAUCACAGAGAGGUAACCAGCGUAUGCUGCUGUAUUGACAAUAAAGUACUAUCUAUCUAUCUUAUCAUCAGCUGGGGAGCUGCUCUCACGCCUCUGAGCUGGUAAAAGGUAAUGCUAGAUUAUAAAUCAUGCCUCUCACCUGGAUAGUAGAAGGUUGUGGACAUAAACCAAGAAGCUGGUCAACUUUGACAUCCAACUUAGACCCGGAGAUGAUGAGAAAGAUAUGAGAAGACGCUCGUUUUUACCCGCUUUUUUUUUUUUACCCGUUGUGAGGAUUAUGACGUUAAUUAUU